Molecule: messenger RNA, 1098 nt
Organism: Kockovaella imperatae
Lineage: Eukaryota; Fungi; Basidiomycota; Tremellomycetes; Tremellales; Cuniculitremaceae
Exons: 3
Coding region: 251-1012 (253 amino acids)
Source: RefSeq, a predicted model, not a curated record
GGCUGCGCAACUCCUGAAUCUUGUCACAGUUCUCUUGCCGCUCGGUCUAUACAUAUUGCAAAGAAGAGAUCUCGCCUUGAGGUAGAUAACGCCGAGAACUCACGUGAGGAUCAAGGCCACUGGACGGACCCGAAAAUCGAAAGUGGCAGGAGGACAACUCACCUGACCAGAUUGUGGCACAUUAGCCAUCUUGAGCAAGGGCUUGCGACCUGAAUGGGACGGUGAGCCUGAGGAUGAGGAUGAUAUAGGAAUGGAGGUUUCCAUUUGUGCCUCUUUCGCUUCUUACAACCCUCAUAGAACAGACACGCAUUUGGACAGACUGCACUCGAACCCAACAACGCUGGCAGCAAUGACUCGUCCGGAACCUUUCCAGCGUCACCCCGCGUUCACGAAUAAGAGGCAUUGGAGUCUGGCGUUCGAUUACCAUGAGACGUCGCCCAUCCUGGCUGAUGACAGAAGCGUUCGCCCUUGCUAUGGACUCCGGCAGAGAAACACUAGAGGGGCAGCCCCUCCCCGAAGGAGGACAGUCCACAAAGUCUUGUCGAGCAUGCUGGAAGGUGGCGACGAUGUCAAAGAGGUCGCGACUUCGCCCUGGACAGCUCAGAAGCCUCUUGAUGUUGGCGCUCAGACGAGCGAGGAAGAUUUCUCAGAGCUCGACGCGGAAUCAAAGCAGGAGGUUGAACACGAGUUUUGUCACUGCUCCGACGUGCAGUCGCUGAUGAGCGAUGACGAUGCUCUCUCGCUUAACAUUUCUGAGGUCUCAAGUCACACAACAAGCUGCGAGGUCAUUGUGGCAAGAACGCUCUUCUAUUCUGUGGAUGAGAACUCGUACACAAGCAUCACGCCGAUAUACUCUAGAGAAAGCAAGAAAACCACCAAAGUCAAGGACUUUUUUUGGUCGUCCCGGAUGAUAAUACCACGACUUCGACAAACAGCCAAAAAAGUCAUGAACCGUUUUGUGGCGGGCAGAACUGGGCCCGAGAUCGCUGCCGGCUUGCCAGACUUGUCGUAAUCCCAUCCACGAAUGGCGAAUAUCGUCUCGCCGCCUUUGAAUAUGUCGCUAUGCAUGAUGCUGUGUAUGUUGGUCCGUCGUCGUUG